Molecule: messenger RNA, 4777 nt
Organism: Acanthaster planci (crown-of-thorns starfish)
Lineage: Eukaryota; Metazoa; Echinodermata; Asteroidea; Valvatida; Acanthasteridae
Gene: slc35f5
Product: solute carrier family 35 member F5
Cellular component (GO): membrane
Source: RefSeq, a predicted model, not a curated record
GUUGCGCACGCAUUAGCCCAACAGCAUUAAUGACGUGGGCGUGGAUAAGAAGCUGUAGGAACGGUGUACACGUUUGGAGACAAAUCAGUUUUGUGCUUUUUGACACAACAAUGACAACCGUUACAAGAUAAUCACUUGAACUUGUGUUUUGGCCUUACAGAGUACAAAAGAGAGCCAGGCUGUUUACUACCGCUUCGUCAGGUGCCAGUGAGACAAUGAGCAUCACCAGUGGCCUGAGUCAUUCAAAACGUCUCUUCCUGGGUGUCUUGGUGCUCCUAACAGUCGACGCCAUCUGGGUAGCCUCGUCCGAGCUUACUAGGUACAUAUUCAAGGACAAAGGCUAUGACAAGCCGUUCUUCAGCACGUACCUGAAGACGUCCAUGUUUAUGCUGUAUCUGUUGGGUUUCAUUUUCUGGAAACCAUGGCAACGGAUGUGUUCAGUUUGCAUCGGGAAACAGACAACACUUCCGACAGAUGUCCAAAGCACCGUACAAAACAUACAAGAGGAAAAAGAAGCUUUGUUGAGUGACCCCCUGUAUGUCCCUGUUAAAUUCAGUGACAGUGACAAGGAAAGCACAGACAGCCGUCACAGCAGCAUCAGUGAGCCGUGCGACUCUCCUGUCAAAAUCGGCCGUGUGAGAUUCAGUAACCUGAUGGAAGUAAGGCAGUUGUCUGAGUCUCAUGGCCAGGAUGCCAUGCUGUCCAGAAUGCCGUACAAUGCCGGCCAGCGGAACAGCCUCAUCCCCCAACCAUUGGAGGGGGAGAAACUCCCCCUUACGCAGGUCAUCAAAAUGAGCCUUUCCUUCUGCGUCGUGUGGUUUCUGGCAAAUUUCUCAUAUCAAGAGGCUCUGAAUGACACUCAGAUGGCAAUUGUCAAUACUCUUUCAUCAACUUCAGGUGUCUUCACCAUGAUCCUAGCCGCUUUCUUCCCCAGCUCUUCGGGAGACAAAUUCACCUUGACAAAACUAGUCAGCGUGCUCUUGACUGUUGGGGGUAUCGCUAUGGUGAGUUUCACCACCACAGACCAAGCUCAGGAGGAGGUCAAGGUGGGUUCGUUGUGGGCCCUGGGAGGGGCGUUCCUCUACGCGGUGUACCUGGUCAUGCUGAAACGCCGAGUGGAGAAUGAAGAUGCUCUGGAUAUCCCAAUGUUCUUUGGUUUUGUUGGUCUGUUCAAUUUCCUGCUGAUCUGGCCUGGUCUGAUCAUUCUCCACUUCUCCAACUGGGAGACCCUGGAGAUGCCGUCGGCCAAAGUGGUGAUGUACCUGGCACUGAACGGGAUUGUGGGCACAGUCAUUUCGGAAUUCCUGUGGCUGUGGGGCUGUUUUCUGACAUCCUCCCUCAUCGCAACACUCGCACUCAGCCUCACCAUUCCUAUCUCAAUUUUCCUGGACAUGUACCUCAGCGGAGUGUCGUUCUCAUUGCUCUUCUUUGUCGGAGCCGUGCCGGUCUUCAUCUCCUUCUUUGUUGUCUCCUUACUGAAUCAUUACAACGACUGGGACCCCCUCUGGGUGGGUCUGCGGCGCCUCUACAGUAUCCUGAGGCCCCUGCUGACGGCGUGCUGCUGGUGCAGUCGAAGGAGAAAGCCCCUCUCCAGGGUGUCGGAGGACAAGGAACAGUCAGAGAGCCUGAUUUCCGACCGCAUCGACUCCGAUGAAACGGAAACCAACAGGGAUGACGACAGCUGCUGAAUGCUGCAGUGCCCCUCCCCCUGAAAACCCUGCUGCCACAUCAGAUGUAAAUAUGUUAAUUCUGUGAGACCGUGUGACAAAGGAAGUAGAAAGUUUGGUUUAUAGAGAAAUCAAGAACAGGUUUUCAAAGGAUGUCGCCAAGGCAGCUCGUCCUCUGAGUGACCUUGUUCAGUUAAACAUUUGUUUCCAUAUAGUCAUACAUUUUUGUAUUGUGGAGGUCAAGUGUCACUUGGGUGACUGUAUACGUGUAGGAUGUGGAUGGUGGUGCCAAAGGAGGAAACCAGCUUUUCUUGUACGACCAUAAUAUGUUAAGAAACCAAUUCAGUAACGAUUCUAUGAAUCUAUCCCCUCCCCCAAGAGUUAUUCGAAUUUGAGUGAAAGGAAAUUUUCCUUUGCUAGGUUCCCUUUCAAAAUAUGCUGCAGUGAUUUUGUGAGAGUGGAGAAUGGGAACGCUAUGAUAUUGUGUGAGGACACCUUUCAACUUCACAGCCAGCAUUUUGCUUGUUUGCCUGCAGGUGAUUUGUUACUUUUUGACUGCUCAUAUGUUCAUGUACCACGCUCACACACACAAAAUGUCAUCUCCUUGUGGACCACUCGCAGAUGGUAACAUUUUGGCCUGAAAUUUCAACCUUCGUAAGAGAGGCAACUUUUAAUAUUCAGCCAAACAGCAAAAAUGCUGACUUACUGAAGUCGUACAGACAAAGACCUUUCUUAUACUGAGCCCUCCAAAAAUGGCAACUCCUUGAUGAUUCCUGGAAGUGCACUACGACGCGAAUGAAGCUGUACAUAUUUGUAUAUUUAUCCAUGUGGGAAUUUUGGUCGAGGAUUGAAGUGCGCCCGUCAAUUGGAAAUGUGCGUGUGUAAACUUGAAUCUCCAAUAUCCAAUUAGAGACGUAUUCCUGUUGAGCGCGGUCACUGACUUUGCCUUAAAAUGUGACUGGUGUGACGAAAUUGUAUGGAAUGCCAAGAAUUCAAAAUACCUUACGGCAAAUGCACAGGCUUGUGUGUGCGAAGAAGAUUUUGACAGUGCUUCCGUACACUUUUUUCCCACACAAGAAUUAUUUUGCAAUAUUAUGAUGUAUAUAAUGUUCUGCAAUUUCAAGGAAGUAUUAUUGAAUUGAAUCUAGUUGUAAACGUAUUUAUACAAGUACAUAGUAUGUCUGUAGGAUUGUGUUUUUUGAUUGGCCUAAAAUAUUUAUUUUGUUAUGUUCUUUGGUAAUAAUAGCGGUGCCCACGAACCAUGGCGAGUCCAAAAUUUGUACCUUGUUUCAAUGGAAGCACCGUAAUUAUUGUAGUUAGAUGCCCGUAUAAGUUUUGGCAUAUAUCGGAUGAUUAAAUCUAACAUAUCAAGCAAAAUCAGGCAUGCCUGGUAUCAUAGACAUUUUUUAUCACAACUGUUACCAGUCACUCUACAUCAGGCUGCCACAAUUAGCAGAAGAUUCACACUAGGUUAGUAACUGCUUUUUCCUCAAGAUGUAUAGCUGUGUUAAACAGAGGUGUAUCAUUUGUUAUUUUGUAGUGGUAGAUUACUAUUUAGUAUUCUUAGAGCUGCAUGUGAUUUUCUAAGACUCUGUGAGUUAUUUUUUGCUUAUUACCGGCAGCCAUUCAUUCCUCUCCGCCCACUGGUUGGCAAAUAUCAUAACUGAUGAUGUGGUAAGAAGGUCUAUGCUCGACAAUUUAUCAGAGCAGGCAGUUGUUUUUUUUUUCGAAAAAGGAAAAAAUUCACUAAGUGUUCUCCCCCCACUAGAAGAGGAAAGUGAAGAUCUGAUUUGCUUUUGUUAAUUUUGUUGUGUAAUAGCUUUUUGCAAUCAUGAGAUGCUACAAACACACAGGCAUCUGGAAAUCAGGGGAGACAGUAACCAAUUCCAUGCUGCACAAGACUUUAUACGUUGUUUUCUAAUUGUUAAAAAUUCAAUCGUGUGGGAUGUAAAUAAGAAUUUCAGCUCAUGUAAAGAAAAGGGAGUUUGCCUUUGAAUUGAACCGAUUGUGAGGGUGAUUUGUAGCUUGAAAAGGAAAAUGGUUGAAAUAAUUGUAUCCACAGUGUGGGUAUUUGGUAUAAGAAAGUGUGUUGAGAAUAUAGCAUGCACAGGCAUGGUUCGGGGGGGGGGUGUAUAGGGGGCUUCAGCCUCUGCCUCUUCCCAAAAAACCUUUUGUCUAGUCCCCCCCCAUAAAAAAAUUGAAUCAAACAAAACGCUGGAAAAUAUUGGAUUUGCAAUUCUGCAUUUGAUUUAUUUUUUAAAUUAGAUGAACCGUCCAUGAUCAUUUUGUAGGGUCAUUAUGCUCAACAUAUCAGCCUGAUAGAUUUUCUCCCAAAGUGAAAGAGCAAUGGCAAAAGUUAAAAUGUAACGUGAAAUGGGAAGGGUCUGACCCUCUGAAGAAAUUUGCUCCAGAACUGCACCUGGGCAUGCAUUGUUCAUACCUCAAUGUUGCAUGGAAUUCCAAAGGAUUGUACUCGAGUUACUCGUCCUUUAGACGUUCGGCAAAGUUUCACCUCAAUUUAAUGUUUACUUUUUUCUUCCCUUUGUCAUGUCAUUAAUUAACCAUUUUGACAGUUGGCCAGUCUUUCAGUGAGUUUAUUAAUUGACCUUUCUUUUGUAAGAAACUCAAUUUGUCUCAAAAAGUAGAUAUGCAUUCUGUUGUAAGAAUUAUGAUUUGUAUUCAGGAGUUAUCCAAUGAUAGGCUGACCGUUUUUGGCGAGGGAGGGACUUAGAAAGUUCAUGGUGGAAAUGGGGUGGGUUUUUAGACUUCUUAAAGGUACUGACAUAAAAAUGAAGGAUCUUGAUAAGCAAUAUUAUUCUCAUCACAAUAAGACAGGUAUUCACAGUCCUCCCAAGUUCAGAUGUAUGCACCAGAGAGUUGGCUAUAAGAUUGGUGUACGCUUCAGGUUUGGAUGCCCAGCUUGGUCACAUAGGUUUUCUGUAUGAACCAAUGCAACACUGGCACUGCUAUGCUGACACUUAUAUUGCAGGUUAGUAAGAUUUCUUUGGCAAUACCAUUCAAUUUUGGGCCCAAAUAUUGACAGUGUGCCGUGUUGGAUCCAGGUUUGGCUAUUAUACAGGUAUCUGUAAACAGUGAGAGAUUGAAAAGAA